AUGACGGAGUCUUUGCCGUCGUCGUCUUCCUCUUCUUCACUGUCCCCUGGUGUUGUAUUCGACCCAACGCGGAGAGAGAUUUUGCAGGAAUUCUUGGCCAGAAAGGUUCACAAUCUUCCAUUGCCCCACAAUGCCAUCAUAGAGAUGGAUGUAUACGAUCACCAACCUUGGUUGUAUGCAAGUGGUCAUAAUGGUAAGUACAGUAAGUAUUAUUUCGUAAAAAGGGAGAAAAAAUCUAUAUCUGAAAGUGCGAAGAACCCCAAACGACGUCUUAAAAGCAAGGGAAAUUCCGAUACUGGAGGAUGGUGGCAGGCUAUCACUGGUGAUAAGCCAAUCCGUGAUAAACGAGGUCGUAUAAUUGGUUUUGAAAAGACUCUCAGGUUUCACACCUACAAGAACCAGAAGUUUGACCGUAAAGAGUGCAUUAAAACGGGUUGGAUAAUGCACGAAUACAAGCUGCCGCAUACAACAUUCCAAGAAUGGGUAGUCUGUGGCAUAAGGUACAAUGGUCGAAAAGGGACUGAGCAAGAAUAUGAAUCUCAAAGCGCGGGCCACCGUGAUAUGAUCGACCUGAGUAAGGAGGAGCAAUCGCAAUGCCUUGAUCAGCAUCUUCAACAGAAAGGGUGUUCGAUGUUGGAGGAUCAGCAGUCUCAAGCACAUCAGGAUUUGGCAUACGAUCAAAUCUGUAAUGCUUAUCCUCUACUGAAUAUUGGAUCAGAUGGGCAACGCUGUUGGGCAAAUACUUGUGAUUUUGGGUUAAGCGAGCAAGCAUCUGCGUUGGGAUGCCAUUCGACGUUGGAGUUGGACAAUAAAGCCCAAGAUAGCAACAGAUCUCUUCAAUUGAAUGGAUCGAAUGAGCUGGAGAUGGCAAAUAAUAAGGGAUUGUUAGGCCCUGAUUUUUGUGGGUUAAAUGAUCCAAGCUGGAAUGGGUUUCAAGACACCCAAGUUCAAUUACCUAAGGUUGAAUCAGUCAGGGAGAGUGAGCUCGAAGAUGGGAUUGUUUAUUAUGAUUUGUGGUCUUAA
Diospyros lotus (date-plum) is the source of this 1023-nucleotide messenger RNA. RefSeq names its product NAC domain-containing protein 83-like. Gene Ontology annotation, biological process: regulation of DNA-templated transcription. The transcript has 3 exons. NCBI's taxonomy places the organism in Eukaryota, Viridiplantae, Streptophyta, Magnoliopsida, Ericales, Ebenaceae. Gene Ontology annotation, molecular function: DNA binding. The record is from RefSeq and is a predicted model, not a curated record. The coding region runs from base 1 to 1023 and encodes 340 amino acids.